GGAAGUAGUUUCCAUAAGGUUUAUUAUCGCUCAAUUGAAUACUUUAGUGCUUAUUAUCAGCUCUUUGGUGGUAAUUUGAAGAUCAAUUACGGUUAUAAGACCUAGGUAAGACUUUUGAAUAAUAUGUAAUAUUUUCCAAAACUUAAUUGCGCCCCAAAACUGGAUCCGGUAGCUCCACUGCUCAUUUGCUAUCAUAAUAACCCACUUGAAGUUUUUUGAGCUAAUCGUAUUUUUUUGGUAUUUUACCAGCUAAUUUAAAUUGAAGGGUGUUAGACAAUCACCACAUCUAUCGAAUUUUCACUGUAAACCACACUUUAAACUAUGCCUCCAAAACGGUAUGAACAGCAAAAAACCACUGAAAUAGCAAAGAAUGAUGACAAGAACAGUCAAUGUCUAGAGAAGCAGCUGCGUGAGAGAGAAAUCGAUGAGAGGAUGAAAAUAGCGAGCCUAAAAAAUAUCGAAAUAUCAAGAAGACAUAAAGAAGUAACAGAAGAUAAACGACAAGCAGAGGCUCGCCAGCAAGCAGUCAAUUUUAACAUUAACGUCUCUCAGAUAAGAUACAAGGAGGAAGACGACGAUAGAAUAAAAGGUUUCGGCUCAGGCAGAAGUAGAGGAAGAGGUAGGGGUAGAGGUCAAGCGAGUGAUCGAGGAAGAGGUCGUGGCGAAGGUUUUAGAAGAACUCACGAUCGACCCAAGAGGGUUAACUCUGAAGAUGAAAAAUGGCGAUUGGAUAGACAAGAAAUUGAUAGAGCUAGAAUAGACAGACAAAAGAAUGAAAAAGGUUUUUGGAAGAGAGAAUGGGAUACUGAUAAACAAUCAAUUAAUCCUCAACCACCAACGCCUAAGCAGACUGUACCACACAGACCGGCGGGAAGAAUUGGGUCAGGUCGGAUUGUAGUUGGAGCUAUUCAAUCGGUUGACGGUAAUACUUGCAUGAAAUAUAUUUCAGCAUGCUCCGCAGCGGAAGCUUUAAACUUUGCAGUUAAUAGUCAAAUAUCGGAGAAUAGAGAGUUUGAUAGUCGUAAUAGAGGCCGAGGAUCUUAUGGUAACAGACCCAAGUCUACGCAUUUCGAAACAUUUAAAAACUUUAAAAUUACGACUGACGGAGGUGGAAGACAAGUAGAAGGGGCUGUAGAAGUUGAUGAAUUCGAACCUGGCCCAAGUGGUUCAACUGGUCGAAGGGAAGAUUUUGACAAAGGAAGAGGAGUUAGUGGUGGAAAUAGACGACAACAACGUGGUAGAGUACGUAGAGGAUCCCCAAAGAAUAGACCAGAGUCUGGUGAGACCAGGGUUAAUAUUGGUCAAUGGCGUGGAAGAGGAAGAGGAAGAGGUAGGGGAGAAGGACGCAGCCGUGGUCAGAGAAGACGUCCUUUCCCAAAUGUUGAUGAUGUUAAUGUCCGAGAUAAAAAUCCCGACGAUGAAUACCACGAAGACGAUUACAUUGACGCUCCAGAGCCGUACUAUGAAUCUGGGCCAGAAGACGAGAAGAAGAUUUCGGCUGUAACGGAUAGCACUGAUUCGUUACAUAAAUUCAUAGAAGAAAAUACUCUAAAAGUGAACAAAGAUGGAGAAUUACUUGAUAGUAAAAGUCAAUCAACGGAUACUUCUCCCAAGUCUCUGACAUUGACUACUCCAACGCCAGUUACGGAUUGGGGUGCAGAAAUGGAGAAACAAGAAAUGAAUUUAUGCGAUGAAAUCCCCGAUGCUAUAGCUGAUGCUACAGCAGAUGAGACGGCAGAUAAAGAGGCAAAUAAAAUAAUCGAUGCUAAGGAUAAUGGAAUGGCUAAUGCUACAGCAAAUGAAGAGACGAAGCCUGUAUCAGAUGUGGCAGAUGUAACAAAAGAUGCGUCAAUAGUGGAAGUAGCCUCAGCAAAUCCGGCUACAGAAACAGCAGAAACAGUGACUGAUAACAAAACAGACGUUAAGGAAAUCGAGUCCGAAGAAAAUACGCGCCUUAUAGAAGAUAAUAAAACAAGUAUCCCAUCUGAUACGAUUUUAGAGAACACGACAGAUAAAAUAUCAGAUUCAUCGCCAGAAUCUAGAGCAAACAACCCGUCGAAAGAGUCAAGAGAGGAGAGAGAAAGUCCGACAGAUAACAACGAAUCUGAAGAGACAGAGCAAAAGGCUGAAAGCAAAGUGAUAUUAAAGGAUGGAAAAGCCGAUGAAAACCAAGAAAUUGAAGGAAACGAGAAAACAACUGAAGAAAUAGGAAAUUCCGUAAGUAGCGGAGACAUGUAUAAGAUAGCCUAUACAGAUUCAUGCUGA
Dimorphilus gyrociliatus is the source of this 2265-nucleotide messenger RNA. The record is from the annotation of a GenBank genome assembly. NCBI's taxonomy places the organism in Eukaryota, Metazoa, Annelida, Polychaeta, Dinophilidae.